AUGGCUUCAUCGCUUGUUUGUUCAUGGUUAACGGCGGCAUGCAUGUCAAUUUCUUGUGAGGACUCUUCAAUUUCCAUGCUCAGUUACAGCUCUACGACGGCAUCGUCGAGUCGCCGCCGGAAAAGGGCUUUUGUGAAAUGUGCUUUGUCGGAAUUAUCCAGUAUUCGGAACCUUGUGAACUCUUGCUUAGCAUUCGAGCCUUGCGAUCGGUUUUGUAAAUCAUCUUCUAAUGGAGUUUUCUCUUCUGAAAUUUCAAUUGGAGACGGAUCCGGGAAUAUUUGUUUGCAUCACAGGCGGAAGAAAGUCCCUCGCGCUGCCCGUUCUGGUGAAGCAAUGUCCAUAGCGGUGCAACCUUCCAUGGAAGCUGCGGUGAAAAAGAAACCUCCAACCAAGCAAAGACGAGUGGUUGUCACAGGUAUGGGUGUGGAGACACCAAUUGGUCACGAUCCAGAUGUGUUUUACAGUAACCUGCUUGAAGGUGUUAGUGGCAUUACUGAGAUAGAGGCGUUUGAUUGCUCCCAGUAUCCAACAAGAAUUGCUGGAGAGAUCAAGUCAUUCUUGACAGAUGGUUGGGUUGCUCCCAAACUUUCUAAAAGAAUGGACAGAUUCAUGCUUUACAUGCUGACAGCGGGAAAGAAGGCCUUGGCCAAUAGUGGAAUUACAGAGGAAGUGAUGAAUGAAUUAGAUAAAACUAGAUGUGGAGUCCUGAUUGGCUCAGCCAUGGGCGGGAUGAAGGUCUUCAAUGAUGCCAUAGAAGCGUUACGGAUAUCAUACAGGAAGAUGAAUCCAUUUUGUGUACCUUUUGCGACAACAAACAUGGGUUCGGCUGUGCUCGCCAUGGAUCUGGGAUGGAUGGGCCCGAACUAUUCAAUAUCUACUGCCUGUGCAACAAGCAACUUUUGUAUACUGAAUGCCGCUAACCACAUUAUCAGAGGUGAAGCUGACAUGAUGCUUUGUGGUGGCUCAGAUGCUGCAAUCAUUCCAAUUGGAUUGGGUGGCUUUGUUGCAUGCAGAGCACUUUCACAGAGAAAUAGUGAUCCUACUAAAGCUUCACGUCCAUGGGAUACUAACCGUGAUGGGUUUGUUAUGGGAGAAGGAGCUGGAGUAUUGCUUCUGGAAGAACUUGAACACGCGAAGAAAAGGGGGGCAAAUAUAUAUGCUGAAUUUCUUGGUGGAAGCUUCACUUGUGAUGCUUAUCACAUGACAGAGCCUCAUCCAGAAGGAACUGGCAUCAUUCUAUGCAUUGAGAAAGCUCUAGCUCAGUCAGGAGUACCGAAGGAAGAUGUGAACUAUAUAAAUGCUCAUGCAACAUCUACUCCAGCUGGCGAUCUUAAGGAGUAUCAAGCUCUUGUUCAUUGUUUUGGACAGAAUUCAGAGUUACGAGUGAACUCCACUAAAUCUAUGAUCGGUCACCUGUUAGGAGCAGCUGGUGCUGUGGAGGCUGUUGCUACUGUGCAGGCAAUACGAACAGGCUGGGUUCAUCCAAAUAUCAAUCUUGAAAAUCCAGACAAUGGUGUGGAUAUAAACAUGCUGGUUGGACCAAAGAAAGAAAGACUGGAUAUCAAGAUCACUUUUGUGCGCUUUGAGUUGGCAAAGAAUUUCUGCAGAAGUUUCCUUGGGCAUUUCACGAUGUUAAAUCUUGUGCUCAAUGAGAUGAUUGCUUGA
Messenger RNA from Fraxinus pennsylvanica, 1665 nucleotides. Lineage: Eukaryota; Viridiplantae; Streptophyta; Magnoliopsida; Lamiales; Oleaceae. The record is from the annotation of a GenBank genome assembly.